Molecule: messenger RNA, 3960 nt
Organism: Anoplopoma fimbria (sablefish)
Lineage: Eukaryota; Metazoa; Chordata; Actinopteri; Perciformes; Anoplopomatidae
Gene: asap2a
Product: ArfGAP with SH3 domain, ankyrin repeat and PH domain 2a
Exons: 28
Coding region: 463-3408 (981 amino acids)
Biological process (GO): positive regulation of GTPase activity
Cellular component (GO): cytoplasm
Molecular function (GO): protein binding; GTPase activator activity
Source: RefSeq, a predicted model, not a curated record
AAACGCCUGCUUGUUGUUUCUCCGGGCGAGGAGGAAGAAGUUACUCACCCCGCGUCGCAGGAGGCUUUGGGAUCACCGGAGAGCUUUUAAUAAGGGGAAGCUUCACUUUUAUUCUGUGACUAGACGACGAUCGGAGAAGCUGAAUGGAAAGAGAGUAGUGGGUUGCAGGCUGGGAAGGAUAUAACAAACCCAUCACCUUGUAACACAGCGUGCGGUGCGGUGCGGUGCGGUGCGGCUGCAUUGGAUAGUGUGGAGCAAACAAGGGAAUGACAUAAACAUACCCAGAGAUGGUUUACUACCCGCGGGGACCUUCAGAGACUCUUUUACUACUACUGCUGCUGUGAACUUUUCUGUCCUAAUAUAAAAAAGGGAAUUACAAAAAAAAAAAAAAAAAAAAAAAAAAAAAAAAAAAAAAAAAAAAAAGUGCUUCUUCUCCUCACAGCCCAUCAUAAAGGAUUAAUUAUGCCGGAUCAAAUCACAGUUUCAGAGUUUGUGGCAGAGACUAAUGAAGAUUAUAAAUCGCCGACAGCCUCUAACUUCACCACCAGGAUGUCCCACUGCAGGAACACAGUGGCUGCUCUGGAGGAGGCUCUGGAUGUGGACCGAAGUGUUCUCUACAAGAUGAAGAAGUCUGUAAAGGCCAUCUACACGUCUGGUCUGGCCCAUGUAGAGAAUGAGGAGCAGUACACUCAGGCCCUGGAGAAGUUUGGAGAAAACUGUGUGUACAGAGAUGAUCCUGAUCUGGGUUCAGCUUUCCUCAAGUUCUCCGUCUUCACCAAGGAGCUCACUGCGCUCUUCAAAAACCUGUUCCAAAACAUGAACAACAUCAUCACGUUUCCUCUGGACAGCCUGCUGAAAGGAGACCUGAAGGGAGUCAAAGGGGAUCUGAAAAAGCCUUUUGACAAAGCCUGGAAGGACUACGAAACAAAAGUCACCAAGAUAGAGAAGGAAAAGAAGGAGCACGCGAGGCAGCACGGGAUGAUCAGGACGGAAAUCAGCGGGGCAGAAAUCGCUGAGGAGAUGGAGAAGGAGAGGAGAUUCUUCCAGCUGCAGAUGUGUGAGUAUCUCCUCAAAGUCAACGAGAUCAAAAUCAAGAAGGGCGUGGACUUGCUGCAGAACCUAAUCAAAUACUUCCACGCACAGUGCAAUUUCUUUCAAGAUGGUCUGAAAGCUGUGGACAACCUGAAACCCUCCAUAGAAAAACUGGCCACAGAUCUGCACACGAUAAAGCAGGUGCAGGAUGAGGAGAGGAAGCAGCUGACUCAGUUACGAGACGUCCUUAAGACAGCGCUACAGGUGGAGCAGAAAGAGGAUUCACAGGUGCGGCAGAGCACCACCUACAGCCUGCACCAACCACGGGGUAACAAGGAGCACGGCACUGAGCGCAGCGGGUACCUUUACAAAAAAAGUGACGGCUUGAGGAAAGUUUGGCAGAAGAGAAAGUGCACAGCGAAGAACGGGUACCUGAACAUCUCACACGGCACAGCUAACCGGCCGCCAGCUAAACUCAACCUGCUCACCUGCCAGGUGAAACACAAUCCUGAAGAGAAGAGAAGCUUCGACCUCAUAUCCCACGACAGAACGUAUCAUUUUCAGGCAGAGGACGACCAGGACUGUCAGAUCUGGAUCUCGGUGCUACAGAACAGUAAGGAGGAGGCGUUGAAUCAGGCCUUCAAAGGGGACCAGCAUGUCGGAGAAAACAACAUCGUGCAGGAGUUGACCAAGGCGAUCCUGGGAGAGGUCAAGAGAAUGACGGGAAAUGACGUGUGCUGCGACUGCGGGGCGCCCAACCCGACGUGGCUGUCCACCAACCUGGGCAUCCUCACCUGUAUUGAAUGUUCAGGGAUCCACAGGGAGCUUGGAGUCCACUACUCCAGGAUCCAGUCCCUCACUCUGGACGUACUCAGCACCUCAGAGCUCUUGCUGGCCAAGAAUGUGGGGAAUGCAGGCUUUAAUGAAAUCAUGGAGGCUUGUUUAAGUGCUGAAAAUGUGGUGAAACCCAACCCAGCCAGUGACAUGCAGGCGAGGAAAGACUUCAUCACAGCCAAAUACACAGAGAAACGUUUCGCUAGGAAGAAGUGUCCCGAUGCGCCGUCGCGGCUCCAUACGUUGUGUGACGCAGUGAAGGCCCGGGACAUCUUCUCCCUCAUCCAGGUCUACGCCGAGGGAGUCGACCUCAUGGAGCCCAUACCUCUGGCCAACGGACACGAACAAGGGGAGACGGCCCUUCAUCUCGCAGUCAGACUGGUGGAUAGAACAUCUCUUCACAUCGUCGACUUCCUCACUCAGAACAGUUUGAAUUUGGACAAGCAGACGGCCAAAGGCAGCUCAGCGCUGCACUACUGCUGCCUGACCGACAACAGCGAGUGCCUGAAACUACUGCUGCGGGGGAAGGCCUCAAUAGACAUUGCUAAUGAGGCCGGGGAGACACCACUGGAUAUUGCCCGCAGGCUCAAACACCUACAGUGUGAAGAGCUGUUGAACCAAGCGCUGGCAGGGAAAUUCAACGCCCACGUCCAUGUUGAAUAUGAAUGGUGCCUGCAGCAUGAAGACUUGGAUGAAAGUGAUGAAGAUCUGGAUGAGAAGCCCAGCCCUCAUCGCAGAGACGAGCGUCCAGUCAGCUGUUACACCCCGAGCAGUAACUCUCACCUACAGACCGGUCUGGGCUCAGCGGGCCGCGAUGCCAUCGGCCUCGCCAAGGACAAGCCGCGGGCCUACAUGCCAAGCCUGGUCAACAACGAGACCUAUGGCACCAUCCUCAACGCCAACCAGCCUCAGUCCGCCACCACCUCCGGUCCGCCUCUGCCCCCGAGAAACCUGGUCCAGUUAUCCAGCCUCGGGGGGAUCGGUCAGUCUUCAGGGUCAAGCAGCUGGAAGCCCGGUUCUUUAGACCUGGUUGGGCGACAGAGGUCCUCCUCAGACCCCCCCAACAUGCACCCCCCUGUCCCCCCUUUGAGACUCACUUCAACUGCAGGUCUGGGUCCUCCUGUGGCCAAGAUGGAGUCCAUGAGCAUGCAGUCCAAGUCGAGCCAGGGACCACCGGGGUCCAGAGCAGUGCCCCCUAAAUCUCCUGCGGGCAAUGAUAAAAGCUUCAACCGACCUCUAAAUCGAACGGUAUCUAUUGAAAGACCAGCUAAGGAAGUGCCAGGAUGCCCCCAGAACUCCAUAGGUCAGUCUCUGCCUCCAGGCCCCACGCAGAGGAAAACCUACCCAAAGCAGAGGCCGAAGCGAGUGAAAGCCAUCUACAACUGUGUGGCCGACAACCCAGACGAGCUGACCUUCUCUGAGGGCGAGGUGAUCGUGGUGGAUGGAGAGGAGGACCAGGAGUGGUGGCUGGGCCACAUCGAGGGCGAUCCGAUGAGAAGAGGAGCCUUCCCUGUUACAUUUGUACACUUCAUCGCUGACUGAAAGGUUCCUCUCUGGGUCUCAGGAAGUGUCGUGGGAUGCAGCGUCCCUCCUUCACCCGUCUGUUCAGCCAGCCAGCAAACAUCCACUAUCGUCCCAGUGUUUGUUAUCGACAUCAUCAUCAUCAUCAUCUUCAUCAUCAGCGAGCUUCUUAAAGUGUCACUGCCAUGUCGUCGCCUCGGCUGCCACAUCCGGGAGUCACUCCUUGUUGCGAGGCCUCGUGGGACUGCAUGUGGUUUUAAUGCUUGCUGUUAUUGUUCUGACAAAGUCUCUUUAGGAUUUAAAAACAAUGAUUGUAGUCUAUGACCUCUCGCAAUAAACGCACUUUGCUUGUCUUUAUCCUUGUUACAGCAUAAGACGACAUGUGACAUAAUGAAGGUUAAUUUGUACAGUGUUCACAUCAUCCAUUUUCUGUUCAGCUGCCUUGUACAGAUAGUACUGCGAAGACUACAGCAAUGUAUUUUAACUUUUUGAACAAAUAUAAAUGUAGACAAAGGCAACAUGCUUACAUUCCACCUCUGUGCAUGAGCGAUUUUAAAUGCCUACCUGCUUAUA